AUAGGUAAUUCUUUAUAUCGAUACUAGGUAGUCAGGAAGCUCUGCUCUUGUCCGGAAACGUGCCUGUGCCGCCCGGAGUGCAGAACUGCUUCUUGCCCCGGCAAUUGGUUUCUCCCUCUGUCCACUACUGCGUACUUGCACCCGGCUUUGGGAACGGAUCGUCGCGGGCUGCGAACCUCGGAGACGCGGGUGCGAUACUCCGCUCCGGUCGACCUCUUUUAACCCCAACAUGCAGAUUCCGUCCCUUCUUCCAUUUCCCCGUCGUUGCGCCCAUCCUGAUAUCUCCCUCCUUCCCUCCCUCUCCUCCCCACCCUGCAUCUGAUCUUCUUCGGAGAGUUGCCCUUCUCUGCCCUCCUCCAUCAAUCAAUCCAUCGCAAUGGCUCCUAUUACGGAAGAGGUCGUCACCGGCCUGAAGGACACUAUCGGCAAGCUUGAGGCCCGGAUCGAAGACUUGGAAGGACGUCUCACCAAUGGAAACAAGCCCAAGUCUGUCGCAGAGCAGAUGCGCAUCAUCCUGAUGGGACCCCCUGGUGCAGGCAAGGGUACUCAGGCUCCUCGCCUCAAGGAGAAGUACUGCGCGUGUCACUUGGCUACCGGAGACAUGCUGCGGUCCCAGGUCGCCAAGAAGACUGACCUGGGUAAGGAGGCCAAGAAGAUCAUGGAUCAGGGCGGUUUGGUCAGUGACGAGAUCAUGGUCAACAUGAUCAAGAGCGAGCUGGACAACAACGCCGAGUGCAAGAAUGGCUUCAUUCUCGACGGCUUCCCUCGUACCGUUGCUCAGGCUGAGCGCCUGGAUGACAUGCUGGCGAUCCGCCAGCAGAAGCUCCAACACGCUGUGGAGCUGCAGAUUGACGAUGCCCUGUUGGUUGCACGAAUCACCGGACGCCUGGUCCACCCUGCCUCCGGCCGAUCAUACCACAAGAUCUUCAACCCCCCUAAGGAUGAGAUGAAGGACGAUGUCACCGGCGAGCCCCUGAUCCAGCGGUCCGAUGACAAUGCCGAUACGCUGAAGAAGCGUCUCGGCACCUACCACUCCCAAACGACCCCCGUUGUUGAAUACUACAAGAAGACCGGUAUCUGGCGGGGUAUCGACGCUAGCCAGGAGCCGGGUCAGGUCUGGAAGAGUCUCCUGGGGGUCUUCCACCAGAAGAACUAAAUCAGGUUCUUGACGUCAAAUGAGUGCAACAGUGAGUGUGGUGUAUAAUAGCUGUACAUCCUAUUUUCUGGGCCCUUGGCAGGAGGAAGGCGAUAAUACAAAACUAGCACUUUUUUUUUUUUUUUUUUUUUU
Molecule: messenger RNA, 1288 nt
Organism: Aspergillus steynii IBT 23096
Lineage: Eukaryota; Fungi; Ascomycota; Eurotiomycetes; Eurotiales; Aspergillaceae
Gene: adk1
Product: adenylate kinase ADK1
Exons: 4
Coding region: 377-1156 (259 amino acids)
Biological process (GO): ADP biosynthetic process
Cellular component (GO): mitochondrion; cytoplasm
Molecular function (GO): ATP binding; AMP kinase activity
Source: RefSeq, a predicted model, not a curated record